CAAGAGGGAUUUUAUUCAGAUAUUUUUGCCCCAGAACAAACCGUUUCAGCUAUCGCAAUAGCUGAUUAUCAAUUAAAAAAAUAAAAGAGUUUCGAUAUUUGCUGGAGAAUAGUGUUUGUGUUUUACGUAGAGAGUGACUGCGUUUCAUUGCAUUUAAAUAAAGGGUUGCUGCGCGGAUAAUUGAAAGGGGAAUUAAAAUGUCAGCAGAGCAAAUAAUCGAUUUAGUGAGCGAUGAAAACGACGAUGUGAUUGUAAUUGAUGAUAGUCCAAGAAGAAACGAUUCCAGUGAAGAUGGUGCAUCACCGUCGACCAUGCAGACCGAUCCGGCCGCCAACUUCCAAGAGGUGGAUCUUACUCCGGUUGACAUGGACAUCGGAGAGAAUUCGAUAGAUAACCAAGCUUUGGCCGAAGAGAAGAAGAAUGCUGGUAAUGAACAGUACAAGAUUAAACGGUACGAGGCAGCACUCAGCCUCUACACGGAAGCCAUCAACCUUUGUCCGGAUACUCCGGCGUACUACGGAAAUCGAGCGGCCACAUACAUUAUGCUUGGAGAAUACAAGUCAGCCUUGAGAGAUGCUAAAAUGGCAGUCACUCUGGAUGAUAAAUUCGAAAAAGGUUACAUGCGGAUUGCCAAAUGCUGUCUGUUGAUGGGUGAUUUGGUUGGCACUGAACAAGCUAUCAAGAAAUUCCUGGAGAUCGAUCCGGUUAGCCAAAGUCUGAAACAUGAGCUGCUAGGUCUAAAACAGUUGCGUGACAUCAAUGAAAAAGCUGCCAGCUGCUAUGAUAAGCAAGAUUAUCGGACAUGUUUGUAUCACUGUGAUAACGCUAUCAAAAUUGCACCGGCCAGCAUACACUAUAAACUGUUAAAGGCGGAAUGUCUGGCUAUGUUAGAGCGAUUUGAUGAAGCAGGAGAUAUCGCGAUCAGUAUAAUGCAUUCGAAUUCGACUAAUGCUGAUGCCAUUUAUGUUCGCGGGCUCACACUUUACUACAGUGACAAUUUGGAGAAGGGUUUGUUGCACUUCGAGCGGGCGCUUCAGUUGGAUCCGGAUCACAAGAAAGCAAAAAUAAUGAGAAUCAAAGCAAAACAGUUGAAGGAACGCAAAGAAAAGGGUAACGAGAUGUUCAAGGGUGGUAAAUUUAAAGAUGCACUUGCUGUCUACACCAAAGCGCUCUCGUUGGACCCCAUGAACAAGGACAUCAAUAGUAAACUCUAUUAUAAUCGAGCAUUAGUUCACUCAAAACUUGGUAAUAUUAAGGACGCUAUAGCCGAUUGCAGCUCUGCUCUGGUUAUAAAUGAAAAAUAUAUGAAAGCACUAUUACAAAGAGCAAAACUUCACUACAGUUUGGAAAAUUUUGAUGAAUGCGUUAAAGAUUACGAGAAAGCUCUUAAAUUUGAAAAAACUAUUGAAAUUAAGAAUUUGCUUAAGGAUGCCAAACUGCAAUUGAAAAAGUCGAAGAGGAAGGAUUAUUAUAAAAUCUUGGGCGUUUCUAAGCAAGCAUCGGAGGAUGAGAUCAAAAAGGCGUAUCGUAAACGAGCUCUCGUGCAUCACCCAGAUCGCCACGCUAAUUCUUCCGAGGAAGAGAAAAAGGAACAGGAACGUAAGUUCAAAGAAGUCGGGGAAGCGUACACCGUUUUGUCUGAUCCUGUGAAAAAAUCUCGCUACGACAAUGGUUAUGAUAUAGAAGAUUUAGACCAAUCAGAAGUUGAUCCCCAGCAAAUGUUCCGACAGUUCUUCCAGUUCCAAGGAGGCGAUGCCGGCUUCGGAGGCUUCGGUGGCGGUGGUGGUAGUAAUUUUACGUUCCGUUUUGGCUAAACGGCCGAUAUUCACUGAGAUAAAACGGAAAAGUUGAUCUAAAAUAGUAAUACUUAAGCAAAGCAAAGAAAAUACAAUAGCCGUUGAAAAAUCAAUUCUCAGUUUUAAGUUACAGUCACUGAACAAGCAAAAUUAUGCAUGUCUGCUGUAAACAGCGCAAUUGGUUACAAAUCCUUCCGCUGCACGUUGAUCAUGUUUAGUUUGAUGUUUUCGAAGAUUAAAACUGGAUUUUAGUGAAAGAAUAAUCCGUAUUUUACGCCCCAAGUGUGAUAUGGGAUUAAACAAUUUGGAAAAUUAUAAUAGAACUGGUUUUACCCAUGAAGCAGUUUAAAUAAAACACUUUGCAAUCAAA
Molecule: messenger RNA, 2166 nt
Organism: Wyeomyia smithii (pitcher-plant mosquito)
Lineage: Eukaryota; Metazoa; Arthropoda; Insecta; Diptera; Culicidae
Gene: Tpr2
Product: dnaJ homolog subfamily C member 7
Exons: 4
Coding region: 198-1814 (538 amino acids)
Molecular function (GO): protein binding
Source: RefSeq, a predicted model, not a curated record